CAGCCCCAUUGAAAAAUUUAAUUCCCGCCCAGUGAGCGGUCGAGGGAAAACGAAAGUGGAAGUAAUCGACAGAGAAACGAGAGAAGAGAAUGGCGAAGAAGGGAAAUGCGAGCACAAUGGAUGACGUUGAUCGGUUGUUCGAAUGCUUCAAGUGUGGCAUCUCUCCUCCUCAAUCUGCUGUAAGGGAAAGAAAAAGACGUAAAAGCAAGCUGAAUCAAGAAAAUUCAGCAAGAAAGGUCUCUGCAUCACCUUGUACGCCUUCCUUAGGAUCAGCCGAACAAGGAAAGGAAACUCCAAACAAUGCACAACUCUCCGUUGGGAAGUGUGUUUCAACAAUGGUGAAGGUCGGAAAAUUUAGCGGUGGGAAACGGAUCUCACCAGUUAUAUUUUAUGGGUCUCCACAUGGCAUCCCUCCAAAAAGGCCAUUGAGUCUGCUGCGUUUGUUACAUGAAAUUCGCAUUGAACUCAGUGAACAAGAGAAAUUCAAUUUAAGAACAGAAGUAUGGGCUACAUUUCCAAGACAGGAUGAAGCAGUAAAGUUUGCUAAAGGACAUGCCAAUGCACUUGUUUUUAGUUAUCAAGACCACUAUAGUGGGCAAAGAAGAUAUCUUGCUUCUACAUAUGAGGAGUUCUGGAAGAGGUACAAAAUUAUGGAUUCAAAACUUCGCCAUCACUACGAAGUGAUUCAGGAGGGUUUUCCAUGCCACCUGUAUUUCGAUUUGGAGUUCAAUAAGAGAGACAAUGUGGGAAGGGAUGGAGACGAAAUGGUUGAUCUCUUGAUUUCGGUCAUUCUAGAGGCCUUACUUGAAAAAUAUUCUAUCAAUGGAAAUCAAGAUUGGGUGGUGGAACUUGAUUCAUCUACAGAAGAGAAGUUUUCCCGCCAUUUGAUCAUGCGCAUACCAAAGACAGCAUUUAAGGACAACUCACAUGUGGGUGCAUUUGUUGCAGAGAUAUGCUCACGUAUAGCAAGUGCAAGGGAAAGGGAUAAAAGGUUUGAAACAUUAUAUGUGAAAAAUGCUUCGACCUCUGCUGAAUCACCUGGCCAACUUUUUGUGGACACUGCUGUAUAUUCUAGAAAUCGAUGCUUUCGUCUGGCUCUAUCAUCAAAGGCAGGAAAGGCUUCCUUCCUCUUACCUACCGGGCGAUUCAAAUGUAAGGAAAUGGGUGAGGUGGACAUGUUCAUGGCAUCCCUAAUCUGCAACAUGGAUGUUGAUUGUGAGAAAUUUUUGGUGUGCAAGAUGGAAUUAGAUUGUGUCAAGACUCUGCACUUUGAGACAGAGGUAACCAGUAAUUUUGGAAGAUAUUGCAGAGCUCCUCAAGAAAACACUUACAUUAGUGAUGUUUCUACAACAUACUUAACGGGAAAGUCACCCUUCCCAUCUUUGGAUGAAUUUAUAGAAUCAAUUGCCUCCACCGGGAAUGCAUCAGGGAAAAUUCGAAGCUGGUAUUGGUUCUCUGAGUAUGGAUUAAUUGUUUACAGCAUGUCAAGAAAUAGAUACUGUGAGCGAAUUGGUAGAGAGCAUAAGAGCAAUCAUGUGAUGUAUGUUGUUGAUAUGAGAAGGGCAGCUUAUUAUCAGAAAUGUUAUGAUCCAGAUUGCAAAGCAGGUUACCGAUCUCCCUUGCGUCCAAUCCCAACGGACUGCAUCCCUGAUUCUUCAUUUUUCUUUGAUUCUAGACAGAUAGUCGAUGACGAUGGGUUAACAAGUAACGAUCUUGAAUAUCAAUUUGUCAACAAUGACAAUGGAAGGGUCUUGCUUUACAGCAAUGAAAGUGAUAUAGAUGACUGCACUAAAGAUUCAUGGUGGCUUGAAGCUGUAAAAGUUGCAGACAAUAUUGACAGCAAGCCAGAAAGACUGAUGUUCAAUGACAUGGAAAACAUGAGCGAUGAAGAUGACGACUGGUGGGUAGCAGUCGAAAGGACUGCAUCUCAGGCAGAGCUUAAGCACUUAAGCUAAUUCAAGGAUUAAAACAGAUUUUGGCUAAAUAUUCCAGCUUUCACCCUAUGGGAGCGAAGGAAUCUUAUUCUGGGACAUUAACUUGGAAAGGCAAUUUGGGAAUUCAAAUCCUGAUUGAUGGGCUGCCAAUUGCCAAAUAUCCAAAAAAGAGUGCCACCUUGUGAUUGCAGGAGAUGCGGGAACAGGGGUUUGUACAGUUCUACGAGUCUUUAACUUGACAAGCUAAGGUAUCAAUGAAAUUUUCUUGAAUAUAAAUGCUUAACAUAGCUCUCUAAAGAACCAGAGCCAAUAGUCUAGUAAAGCCAGUAUUGAAAGUUUACCCUACGUUGGUAGAUAAAACCAGGUGUGAGAACAUUUUGUUAAUUAUGCACUUUUAGAAGGAUAUACAAGCGAUGGAACUUGUAAGAGUAAUCUUCAAACGAUAAAAUGUAUUCGAAAUUUUGAUUUUCUUCUUUCAAA
Theobroma cacao (cacao) is the source of this 2414-nucleotide messenger RNA. The record is from RefSeq and is a predicted model, not a curated record. Lineage: Eukaryota; Viridiplantae; Streptophyta; Magnoliopsida; Malvales; Malvaceae.